AUGGCAACAAUCGAUAAUGAAUUGCCAGAGAAGUUAGGUCAUAAUCAUCCUCUGUUUCUUAGCACCAUUGAUAAUUCUGGUGCAAUGUUGAUUACAAUACAGCUUACAGGGGUAGAGAAUUUUUCAGUUUGGAGUCGUGCAAUGAGAAUUGCAAUUUUAAGUAGAAAUAAGCUUGGAUUCAUAGAUGGAACUUGCUUAAAGGAAGGUUUUGGCCCUUAUCUAACAAUAUUGUGGGAACGUUGUAAUGCAAUAGUUCUAUCUUGGAUUAUGAACUGUGUAUCCAAAGAACUUCUUGGUGGAAUUGUAUAUUCAACGAAUGCAGCUACAGUUUGGAGCGAUCUCAAGGAAAGAUAUGACAAAGUUUAUGGUUCAAGAGUCUUCUUGCUUCAUAAAGAAAUUGCAUCGAUCUCUCAAGGUACAAGUUCAGUCUAUUUUGCUCGAUUGAGAGAUCUUUGGAAGUUACUACAAUUUCUUAUGGGACUUAAUGAGACAUAUGAACAAGCAAAAGGUCAGAUUCUUAUGAUGAUUCCUUUGCCAUCGUUAAACAAAUCUUACUCUAUGUUACUAGAACGUGAGAGUCAAAGAUUCAUAUCUCAAUCGCAUAAAUCUGGAGGUCAAACAGAUAUGAAUGCAUUAGUUUCAAUUAGAUCUGGUUCAAAUCCUGUAAAUAGGCAGAAAAGCCUUAUUCAUCUUAUGGUGAUUGAAGCAAUUCUAGAUGCUAUAUCAAAUGUACCAGAAUCUGAAAAAUCUGAAUCACAUUCUGAUCAGACAAUUCCUAUUCAGGCUGCAACACCUAGGAGAUCAUUAAGAAUCAGUAGUACUCCACUAUGGAUGAAAGACUAUGUGGCAUAUGUUAAAAAAUCCCUGAGUGUGCAAGCCAUUAUAUUCAAUUGA
This is a messenger RNA of Solanum pennellii, 894 nucleotides long. RefSeq lists its product as uncharacterized. The coding region runs from base 1 to 894 and encodes 297 amino acids. The record is from RefSeq and is a predicted model, not a curated record. NCBI's taxonomy places the organism in Eukaryota, Viridiplantae, Streptophyta, Magnoliopsida, Solanales, Solanaceae. The transcript has 3 exons.